Molecule: messenger RNA, 879 nt
Organism: Parastagonospora nodorum SN15
Lineage: Eukaryota; Fungi; Ascomycota; Dothideomycetes; Pleosporales; Phaeosphaeriaceae
Exons: 5
Coding region: 1-879 (292 amino acids)
Biological process (GO): transmembrane transport
Molecular function (GO): transmembrane transporter activity
Source: RefSeq, a predicted model, not a curated record
AUGCUGACCAAAUCCCAGGGAUUCUACGUAAAUCUUCCCAUCGGCGCGGUCUGUGCUCCUGUCUAUUUCCUACUAUUCCCCAGCGUUGAUCCUUGUCCAUCCAAGACGCUCGCCGAAAAGUUCCGCCUCGUCGAUUGGGUCAAUGCUGUUAUCUUCCUGGCUGGCUCCGCUUGCCUGACCGUUGUGCUCACCUUGGGCGGUGUCAUCUACCCGUUCAAUUCCGCAACUGUGAUUGCGCUAUGGACUGUCACGGGCGUUCUCCUUAUCGCCUUCAUCGUCAUGCUGAAGCUACACCCACUGGUCACAAAAGAGAAUCGCCUGUACCCUCUGCAUUUCUUCAAGCAACUCACAUUGAUCAACAUGCAGCUCCAGGUUUUUCUAUCCUCAGGCAUCAUUCUGUUCGUCAAGGAUGAUGGCGCCCUUGAAGCUGGUGUUCGUCUACUACCAUUGAUCAUGUUCAUGGUCGUUGCCUCGAUGGCCAACGGCUUUUUGAUGCCUAGAUAUGGCUUGAUUCCUGUCUGGUAUAUCGGGGGUAGUACACUUACUCUCAUUGGCACAGCUCUUAUGUGUAUGGUUCUAUUCCUCGCCAUCAGCGGUAGUCUCUUCCAUAAUGUAGCGGUCGACAAAGUCGGCAAGGCUCUCCCUGAAGUCUCCACCGCGGAGAUCGGAAACCUCAUCGCAGGAUCCAGCAGCUCGGCUUUCCAAGCACUCUCCAACGCAGAGAAAGCUUUGGUGAUUCCUGAGAUUGCCAGUGCCAUGACCAGAAUAUGGGCUUUCUUCCUUGCAGCUGCUACGCUCAGCGUGGUAUGCUCUGUUCCAUUGGUGAGAGCUAAGUUCGGUGGUGAUAGUGGCAAAACCGCGGCAGUGACUGCAGCUUAA